AUGCGAAGAGAAGGAAAGGGCGGGAAGCGGCCGCGCACCGUCAGCCCGCUUUGCCGCCGCCGCCGCUUUGCCGCCAAAACCGCCGCCCGUGGGCGGGAGAGCGGAGGAGCCUCCCCGGAGGGGCCCUCCUGGAGGCGGGCAGGGGGCGCGGCCGCGCAUCCGCCGGGCCUCGCGCUGCCCCCGGCCCCAAACGGGGGUGAGGGAGCCCCCCAGCGCCCCCCUGCGGCGGGGCGGACCGGUGCGGCGCUCCCCGCCCCACAGACUUGUUGGCACGGCUCUUGUCUCACCCCGCAGGCUGAAGGAGAUACCAAGGGCGAUAAGGCCAAAGCGAAGGAUGAGCCACAACGGAGAUCGGCAAGGUUAUCUGCUAAACCUGCCCCUCCGAAGCCAGAGCCUAAACCUAAAAAGGCAGCUCCAAAGAAGAGUGAGAAGGUGCCCAAGGGAAAGAAGGGGAAAGCUGAUGCUGGCAAGGAGGGAAACAACCCUGCAGAAAACGGAGAUGCCAAAACAGACCAGGCACAGAAAGCCGAAGGUGCUGGUGAUGCCAAGUAAAAUGUGUGAAUUUUUGAUAACUGUGUACUUCUGGUGACUGUACAGUUUGAAAUACUAUUUUUUAUCAAGUUUUAUAACAAUGCAGAAUUUUGUUUUACUUUUUUUUAAGCUAUGUUGUUAGCACAGAGACCGCUUUGUUGUUGUGUUUUGAGGGGGUGGGGGGGGGCAGUGGGACAAAUAUCACUUAAUCUGUUUCUUGGAAGCUAAAUUUUGAAAGUUUACCCUUCCCCAGUUUUUUAGAAGGACUCUUCCUAAUGGAGCAGGAAGGGAUUCCUUCAUGCUGCACCUCUUCCUUUUGUGGACCACAUCAGAGUGAACGGAAGCUCCUGAGAUGCCCAUUGCCAACUUGAGAACUGCAGUUUGCAUUUCCUUUCAAUGCAAAAGGAAUUGCAUUGAAAUUCCUGCCCUCUGUGUUUCCUUUCAUGCCCUCCCUUUUUGCCUAGAGCCCAUCACUCUGAAAUACAGCAGAAACGGCAUGUUGGGACUCACCACUCUGAAUGCAUUGUCAGGUGAUCUGGACUUCUGGUGUAUAAUUCGGGAUAUAAUAGCUCUAGAAGGAGCUGCAUUUCCUCUUUCAUAUUGUGGAUCUACAGAUUAAGGAAUCUGCAGGUUUUUAAUUUUUCCUCGCAAAGUCAGGGUAGAUUUGUGAAGAGUUGUUAAACAACAUGCUGAAUGUGAAGUGUUCACCCUCACUCUAAACAUUGCCCUCUACAAGUAUACAAAAAUGAAGAUCUGUCUGUUUUAUAGCAGCCUUUAUGUUUGGGUAGUCCAUGAAGGGAGGGGAGUUUGACAGUUGUUGUAAAAUGUUGCAGAUUGUAGCCCAUGUCCUGCCUAAAUUACCAUGAUUGUUUAUGAAAAGUACCUUUAAUAAAGCUGGAUACGGUUUGGCUUGGACUGUU
Coturnix japonica (Japanese quail) is the source of this 1451-nucleotide messenger RNA. Lineage: Eukaryota; Metazoa; Chordata; Aves; Galliformes; Phasianidae. The record is from RefSeq and is a predicted model, not a curated record.